AUGGCUAGAUAUCCUUGGUAUACAAGAGUUGGUGAUGUUCUUCACAGAUUAACUGUCGUAACUUUGGCUGGUGGGUCCUUAUAUAUGUUGGGUGGUUGCUUCUAUACAAUUGUCAUUAGAAGCAGAAUGAAUCAAGAAAAAUUGGACCAGUGGAUUGAAGAAAAGAAACAACUUGAAGCUGCUAAGGCUGUGACUCCUUCAAGUGAGCACUAA
This is a messenger RNA of Saccharomycopsis crataegensis, 213 nucleotides long. RefSeq names its product Cox14p (gene COX14). The record is from RefSeq and is a predicted model, not a curated record. Bases 1 to 213 code for a protein of 70 amino acids. The transcript has a single exon. NCBI's taxonomy places the organism in Eukaryota, Fungi, Ascomycota, Saccharomycetes, Ascoideales, Saccharomycopsidaceae.